UGACUCUAAUACGAACGACGCCACUAGGGGCGGGGCCAAAGAAGGGCGCAAGCGCACUGCGUUUCGAGUCGAGUCUCGGGACCCUUUUCCGAGAGACCAUGGCGCUCAACAAGAAUCACUCGGAGGGCGGCGGAGUGAUCGUCAACAACACCGAGAGCAUUCUCACGUCCUGUGACCAUGUAGAGCUGACCUUCAGUGACAUGAGGAAUGUGCCCGAGGCCUUCAAAGGCACCAAGAAAGGCACCGUCUACCUUACCCCGUACCGGGUCAUCUUUCUGUCCAAGGGGAAGGACGCCAUGCAGUCCUUCAUGAUGCCCUUCUAUCUGAUGAAGGCCUGUGAGAUCAAGCAGCCUGUGUUUGGGGCCAACUACAUCAAGGGAACAGUGAAGGCCGAAGCAGGAGGUGGCUGGGAAGGCUCUGCGUCCUACAAGUUGACCUUCAUGUCAGGGGGUGCCAUCGAGUUUGGACAGCGGAUGCUCCAGGUGGCAUCGCAAGCCUCCCGAGGUGAAGCCCCCAACGGAGCCUAUGGUUACUCUUACAUGCCAGCGGGCCUAUGUCUUCCCCCGCCAGUCGCCAAUGGACUGUACCCCUGCCCUCCUGGCUACCCCUACCCACCGCCCCCACCCGAGUUCUACCCAGGACCGCCCAUGAUGGACGGGGCCAUGGGAUACGUGCAGCCCCCGCCACCGCCCUACCCCGGGCCCAUGGAGCCUCCGGUCAGCGGCCCCGACGUCCCCUCCACUCCUGCAGCCGAAGCCAAGGCCGCGGAAGCAGCCGCCAGCGCCUAUUACAACCCGGGCAACCCUCACAACGUCUACAUGCCCACGAACCAGCCUCCGCCACCCCCCUACUACCCCCCGGAAGAUAAGAAGACCCAGUAGGCCCUCCCACCCUCCUCCCCUCCCCUCGGGGCUGAGUCUGGGGAGGGGGUGGGGGAGGGCCUCGUCCUUCCUCCGGGUUUGAAUAGAAACGUUACCAGGAAGCAGCCUUGAGGGAGGGGAAGGGCCCCCCAAUGCGGGAGGCUCCCGGCUUCCCUUUCCCCAUCCCGGGGCGGGGGCGCCCCCUGGCUCCUGUCCUGCUCUAAGCAGCGUCUACCCACGGAGGGACUCUCUGGCCACCUCCUCCGCCACAGUCCAGCGCCCUCGUUUUGGCAGCCACCUUAUCCGCCGGCGGGGGGCGGGGGGGGGUGCGGCGGCGAGGGCCCCCGGGGCCCCCCCAGGCCCUGCUCACAUUCCAUCCCCUCCCGCCUGAGCCUGGCGGUGGAAGGCCCCCUUCCCACCGACUGACUGUCAGCCUACAUUCCGUUCCCGGCCGGCCUCGGCCCCCGCUCCGCUUGCCUGCCCUUCCCUGGCCCGUCAUUGUCGUUGGUCAUCCUGUUGCCACGGGCUCUUGAUCUUCGGAGCUUUCCGGUGGCGGGUGGCAUCUGGGCAGGGCCGCUGCGGCUGGGGAGGGACACCCCCCCCCCCCGACUUCCCUGCUAGUUUUCUGGAAUUCGUUUCCUUUGGCUUUUUCUGUUUUCCCUCUAGAAGGGGCUUCUCCGACUCGAACUGCAGAAUGCAUGUCCAUUGGGGGCUCUGGGUGGGCUGGGGACCAGGCACCUGACCCCUGUGGCCUGGCCUUAUCACCGACACGACCUCUCGCCAGCCACUCAGCCUGCCCUCUUCCCUUUAAACUUCAUGUCUGGUUGGCAUAUGCCCCUUGGAUGCACUAAAAUUGCUCUUAUUUGCUUCUGGACUGGCCAUGAAGUGAGGAGAUGGUUAUUUAAAGAGAAUUCCGUAUUUAUUUGACACACACAAAAAAAUCCAGUUAAUAUAUUAAUGUGAAAUAAACCCUGUUUGCACCUUGAUCUGUCUGCUGAAAAUGUGAACUAGUAAACACGAAGUGACUGGA
This is a messenger RNA of Sus scrofa (pig), 1890 nucleotides long. It is a transcript of the gene WBP2, whose product is annotated as WW domain binding protein 2. Gene Ontology annotation, molecular function: transcription coactivator activity; chromatin DNA binding. Gene Ontology annotation, biological process: positive regulation of DNA-templated transcription. Lineage: Eukaryota; Metazoa; Chordata; Mammalia; Artiodactyla; Suidae. Gene Ontology annotation, cellular component: nucleus. The record is from RefSeq and is a predicted model, not a curated record.